AUGUCGGCUCUAAUUUCUAUGAAAAUGUCCGCCUCAUGGGAUGCUGAAAAAUCAGGGUCAAAUGCAGUGCCAAGGUUGUGCAGCCUCAGUUUAGCACAGAUUAUUUUGGAUCGACCACUGGAACCUGACAGUCCGAACGCGAACUUCUUCGUCGCAGUCCGAAUGCGUGGCUCUGGACGGCGAGUUCUACGUUCCCCGGAGAUUACCGUGGCUCCUCCAAAAGCGGCUAGUCCUGUAAACGGACUGGCAACUCCCGGAUUCGUGUAUUCCAUGUCCGAUUCCAGUGCUUUACCCUCCAGCGGAGCGUCUGCUGGUGCUGCGGGUUCUGUUUUGAUUGAUUUCAACUGCAGUAUUCAGUAUUCCCACCUGUUGAAUCGGGAUGCAAACGUGCUACAAAUAUUGCUACAGCGGCGAAAGAAAUACAAGAACAAGACCAUGAAUUUCGGAUACAAGACGCUUGCCUAUUGUAACGUCAAUCUCGCCCAAGUUCUUCAACGGCGCAUCGAAAACCGCUACUUAGAACUCUACACGGAUCCAAAUUGCAUUACUCAGUCCAUUGGUCGCGUUGAAGUGCAAUCCCUAUCCACUGUGCCGAUUGAAAAGGACCUGCUGAACGGUAAACGCAAGGCACUGGAUGAAGAUGAAGAGUAUCCGUUGCCGGAUACCUACAGUGAAGAUUCCGACCAUGGCGAGGAGAGCGAUGAUGACCCCAUCGCCGAGAACGAUGAGAGUGGCCAUAAUCGGCAGAAAAAGCUCGUCAAGGCCAUGUCAAUGGGACAAAAACAAAUCAAACAGAAACUAAUCGGCCUUUUGAAGAAAUUGAAAAUGGGCGACCCGAACGAAGAGGAUCUCGAUGUUGGCGAGAACUCUAAGUUAUGGGAUGAAUUUGACUUGAUUGGCACAGUGAGCGACAUCGAAGAGGAGGAUUCGGACGUCGAUGGCGUAGACACUGUGUCUAUCCGAAGCACACCGAAGCCAACGCUGCGCCCGUUUUUUGCCACUGCCGGAGGUGGUGGUUCGGACGAAACUCUAAGCGCGGAUGUGGGUACUAAGCUGCUAAAACGUCUUCAGAGACAACUAUUUACUCAAUCCGAAGCUGACACUCCUCCAGACACGUGUCUAAACACGGUUUUAUCGCCCGCUGCCGGUGUAGCUCAGAGACCGAUUGAAACGGCCCCCACCAAGAAAACUUUACCAAUUGGAGGAAGCACUCAAACUGCAUCGUUUCCUCUUGCUACGGAUGUACGAGACGGUCGAUCAAGUUUACGACAUCAUCGUGGGUCCAACCUAUCUGGCGGUCGCUUGGCUAAGCGAUUCGCUCACAUGGGUCGUCGUUCGAAUGUGUCCAGAGCGGAGAAACAAGCUACCGUGAGCGCCACUGACGCAUUCAAAUUAUCCGAAUGCCCAACUGAACAAAAGUCACUUACCAUUACUGGUGCUUUCGCUGUGCAAGAUCCAGGACCCUCGGACAGACAAGGUAGCCCUUCGGGUAAUUUAAGUCACCAAGAGUCUUCCGACGACUCAGUUCCUGCCAGGGGCCAUCAUAGAUUGAAGUAUCAUGGCAACACCGAAAUAACUUCAUCCGCCUUAGGCGAUGAAGUGCUUGCGGCCAGUGUUGCGGCAUCUUCCACUAGGCGUCAGUUUCCAGGCGAACCCUCCACUCCGGACACGCACUACACUGGAACAACGCCGACCGUACCCUCGGAUCUAUUGACCACUGACGAACUCAGUGCAAUCGGGCAUCCCGCAGAAAAAUUCUCCACCUGCUCUAUCGACUACUUGGGGAAUGUCCUUUUUCUGGUUAAUCCUUUGGAACCGGGUGGUAAGCUUGCAGCUGAAGCUUUCAGUGGUCGCGACCUUCAGCUCCAUCUGGUCACUUCAUACGGUGAGAUGAAGCAGCUAUUUGCUCGUCUUGUCACAAAAUCUCAAAGUCAGACUCGACGGGCAUCGGAUUGCGAUGUGAUCAAGUUGUGCGUCCUCGGCGGCGACAUGCUGGUCAGUUUCGCCCUCAGAGCUUAUGUGGAUCAGCUUAGCUCACGGUCACCCGAAUUGGCCGCUGCCUUUCGGUUCUAUAUUGUACCCAUCACUGGCUUGAUCAAUGCAAAGCCCCCCUCGUUGUCGCACAUACCUUCCGUAGAUCAGACGAAUAUUUCCCAGCAUGAAACACGGACAGCGAUGAAACAAAACCACGGCACCACCCCCACUGCGAUGCGUCACGAAUUCCCCACCUCAGAUCAGUCGACAGACAGUGAUCAUCACAAUGCUGUCACAACGUUCAAAGCCACGUCGUCACCAGUCUGUACACACAACGCAGUCGCGUCCCAUUUGUGCAAAAUCGAUCCGGCUUAUGCCACCCUCUUCUCCGAUUUGUGUGCUUCCUGGAGUCCUGGAGCUGUUGAUAGUUCACCUACUGCUACCACCACUACAUCGGAGAACCUCACCACUUGGAACUCCCACUCAUCUGCUAUCGGAUUAUUCGAACGGACCGUGGUGUAUUUGCAUAAAAGUCGUAGCGUGCUUCCCAUGCCGAUCGGAUCAUGCCUUUUGGGCAUUGCGUCCAGUUUUUCAUCGGGGGCUAAGUCGCAGAAAUCCGCAGAGCAACCUGCAUCACAGCUCACAUACACCGCGGUCAGUGGACACUUGGACUCAAUCGUCGCCCCUUCCACCGCUGAUGGGGUAACGAAAUUCUCCUCUGCGGCGCUCAACGAAGAAAUGCUCAUGCCGUUUCUCAUCAGUGUCUCCUUGGGCUCCGAUCCCCUGCCCCCACGCACCUCACAAAUGUCGCGGCCUGGCACAGGCGGCGACCCACAAACCUUCUCAAGCCCGCAUCCAAUCAAUGCUUCAGAUUUAGGUUCGGUUGUGAGCGAUCCGGAGGGCUCAUUCGCGGCUACAGGCACUACCUCCGCCGCCACCACCACUACCAAACGGAGUCAAAGUCCGGAGGCCACUACCACGGUCGCUCCUUCACAUUCCCAUUUUCGCCAUGGCAGAUUUCGCAGAGCUCAUUCGACCACUUCAUCCAGUGUGAACAUGUCUCUCGGCUCCCGAUUUUGGGAUUUACAGCUCGAAUACUGGGUUGUUCCUGCUGCUGCUGCUCCUCUUCUGUAG
This is a messenger RNA of Dicrocoelium dendriticum, 3108 nucleotides long. NCBI's taxonomy places the organism in Eukaryota, Metazoa, Platyhelminthes, Trematoda, Plagiorchiida, Dicrocoeliidae. The record is from the annotation of a GenBank genome assembly.